AUGUCGAAAAAGAAUGACGCCCGCUCUCCUGCAAAAGGUUCUUACUCGCCCCUGAGUCUACACGACCCCGAUACCAUCCUGGGCGAUCCUCCUGCAAGACAACAGCACAAUACAGCGCACGCCAACGACAGCAGUAGCGACGACGACGACGACGAUAUGGAUUACCACGGACAGAGACGCACAAGCAUCGAAAUCGAGCCCACACCCAUCACUGCCGGGGGCUUGUCGUCCUCCUCCGCCAUCUACGGAACAUCAACCCGUCGACCCACUUCUUCUCAGCAACGGCUCCAAUCGUCGGACGGGGAUAUUCAUAGCUCCGAUGAUGAUGGUCAUGUAGGAAGUGGUGGUGGUGGCCAAAAGAGCACACAUUGGGGUCGCAAUUGGAUCCGAUAUGUUGCUUUUGCGUGUAUUACAGCAGCCUUGGUGCUCUUGGUCGCUUUGCUUGUCUUGAAACCGUGGCAGCAAAAGCAGAUACUGCUGCCGAUCACGAACGAUGCGGUCAAGGUCCUGCCAGAGAACCAAGCCAUCUGGCCAGUCCCAAAGUCAUUCUCUCACGGCGAAGGCAUAGAAAAGGUCGUCCUGACACCUAAUUUCCAAAUCAAGGUCCAGACCUCCGCCAACAGUCCGCCUGUCGCGUUAGCACCAGAUUCCAUUCUGGCAAAAGCUAUCGCCCGCUGCAUGGACCGACUUCAGGUCAAACGCAACACCACCAUCUGGACAACCGACGCGGCCGUUGCUGACAUUGCUGGCACUGCAGCUGCAGCUGCACCGCUAUCAGAACUCACGCUUGUGGUUGACAACACACAAGCCAAGCUGGAAUACGGGAUGGUUGAAUCGUAUGCUAUCAACAUUGUGAGCAACCAUACUGGAAACACAGAUGGGACUCCACAGUCGCUUGUAGACUUGGAGAAGCGAGCGCAUCAUCACGUCGCUUCUCUUAGAGCAAGGGCGGAACCAGACUCUCCACCUGCCACUACGGCAGUCAUCACCGCGAGCACUCAAUGGGGCGCCAUUUAUGCACUGGAUACCUUCACCCAGAUCGUUGUCGCAACCAAAGCGGCUGCAGCCAAUGUAGCGCAAGCCUCGCUUCCAAUGGCAACCAACAACCAAUUGGAGAUCCCAAACACCCCUUGGUUGAUUCUUGACGAGCCUCGCUUCUCGCACCGUGGGAUCUUGUUGGAUACUUCGCGCAACUAUGUCGGCGUGCCCGAAAUCAUCCGGACCCUAGAUGCCAUGGCGGUAGUAAAACUCAAUGUCUUUCAUUGGCAUGUCUUGGACCAGCAAACAUACCCUCUUGUCUCCAAGGCCUUCCCAGACCUCACCGCCAAGGGCGCCCAGGACCCCGAAAAGAUCUACACUCCUCAGGAUGUUGCAGCGAUCAUCCAGCAUGGAUUAGAGCGCGGUAUCCGUGUCCUCCCAGAGUUUGAUUCUCCGGGCCAUGCGGCAAGUUGGGGUCGCGCUUACCCGAACAUUACAGUCUGUCUGGAUGCCCAACCUCAUGGAACAUAUGCCGCCGAGCCGCCUGCUGGACAGUUGGACCCUUUGGAGCCGUUUACUUACACUGUCCUGGACACGCUCGUCAAGGAAUGGUCAGCGCUCUUCCCAGAUUCUCAGGCGCACAUUGGUGGAGAUGAGGUUAACAUGAACUGCUGGAAGUCCUCCAAGCGACUCUCAGAUUAUAUCACUAACGAGAACCACCGGGCUGAGUAUGAGAAGUCCAUCAUGCCCGUUGUGGAUACCCCCAACCCGACGACGAGGACUGGUACCGGACGCCAGAGUGGAGAGGAUAGGUUGUUGGAGUUGUAUCUGGACCGGAUCUUUGCCAUGUUUAUCGCUCAGGGCAAGAGACCGAUUGUCUGGGAGGAGAUGGCGCUUGAACAUAAUGUCCGGUUGCCUAAUUCGGCUAUUAUCCAGGUCUGGAAGGACGCCACCAAUGCCAAGAAAGUUAUUGCGCAAGGACGGCCGGUCAUCUUGUCGAGCUCCGAGUUCUGGUACCUGGAUUGUGGAGCAGGUUCAUGGCUCAUCGGGUCCCAGGGUCAAAGCUGGUGCAAGUUUGCCAGCUGGCAACGAAUUUACUCGUACGCCCUCACGGACGGAAUGAGCGAGGAAGAACAAAAGAUGGUCUACGGAGGCGAAAUCUGCAUGUGGGGGGAGCAGACGGAUUCUUCAAACUUGGACUCGAGUGUCUGGCCCCGCUCUGCUGCCGCUGCCGAGGUCCUAUGGAGUGGCACAAAAGACACAAAGGGACACGCAAGGCCGCUACUCGACGCUUCCAGGCGCCUGAGCGUCGUCCGCGAAAGGUUGGUCAAGAUGGGCAUCAGGGCCGCGCCCAUGUUCCCAUCCUGGUGCGCCAAACAUCCCGAAGCCUGUCUCGUAGAAUAA
This is a messenger RNA of Linnemannia hyalina, 2382 nucleotides long. The record is from the annotation of a GenBank genome assembly. NCBI's taxonomy places the organism in Eukaryota, Fungi, Mortierellomycota, Mortierellomycetes, Mortierellales, Mortierellaceae.